Molecule: messenger RNA, 1390 nt
Organism: Odontomachus brunneus
Lineage: Eukaryota; Metazoa; Arthropoda; Insecta; Hymenoptera; Formicidae
Gene: rtp
Product: MORN repeat-containing protein 4 homolog
Exons: 4
Coding region: 143-724 (193 amino acids)
Source: RefSeq, a predicted model, not a curated record
GAUCAACCUCAGGCUGUUUCGUAAAUUAUCAUCGGAUAUUUGAGAGCGAAGCUUUGACUUUGUAAGUUUUAAAGCUCGUGAUGAAAACCGGUCCGCCGAUACAAAGUGCGACACGGAGUGAGAGAAAGACAGAGAUGGGAGAAUGUCAGGAAGAGACAGACAUAGUAUUCCCCUACCUUCGUUGUCAAGGCCGCUGCACGCCGAUGAUACGCCGGUGUGCUGCCGGCGUGCUAGCACGCCUGGUGUGCUGUGUGGACACCGCUGCUGUAAAAGCAUGAAUCGUGUAGCAAAGAAUGGUGCAUACAAGUACGACGACGGUACAAAAUAUAUCGGAGAUUGGAAUAGUAGAGGAAUGAAACAUGGCGCUGGUUUACUAGUUCUUCCGGAUGGAACACGAUACAAUGGAACGUUGCAGAAUGGAUUGUGUUCUGGAUUGGGAGUUAUUAUAUUUCCUGAUGGAGCAAAAUAUGAAGGGGAAUUUAUGCAAGGAUGGUUCCAUGGUCACGGUGUAUUUUGGAGAGCUGAUGGAAUGAAAUUCGAAGGGGAGUUUCGCGGUGGCCGUGUUUGGGGUUCAGGUUUAGUGACUUAUGCUGACGGAUCACAUGGAUUUCCAAGGAAUGAAGGUUUCUUCCAAGAUUGUAGAUUGGUAAGAAGAAGACGUUGUCUGGAUAUCGUGCAAAAGGCUCAAAAGAUUUCUAUGAUGGCUCGUACUCAAUGCAGCUAAAUCGAAAUAAAAUGGAUUAUAAAAACUUAAAAACGCAAACUUGUAAAAAAACGUUUUAAAAAUGUUGAAGAAAAGUAGGAUGUUUUUUUAAACGUUUUUAUGAAAUAUAUAAUGAAUGAAUAAAUUUGCAUUUACGAUCUCUUAAAUUCCAGAGUUACAAUGUGUUUCUUGUUUUCUGUUUCUUAUUUUUUAUUUUCUUCUAACUACAAGUUCAAAGUCUUAAUCAGAAAAAAAUAAAGAAAAAGAAACAGAAAAUAAAAAGCAUAUUGUAGAGCAAGAUUUAAAAAAAAAAUUAUCAAAUUGUUGCUUAGUAAAUACAAGCUAUUUACUGAGUAUCAAUACAAGUUUCAGAAGAGAGCCAUUGUAAUGGCGGGUGUAUAUCAGUUGGACACGGGGCAAUUGGACACAGUCCAAUCACAAGUCGCUGUUCCAAGGGACCCUACAAAUGUCUCUGUGAUUGGCUGUGUCCAAAUGCACCGUGUCCAAGUGCACCACUCCCGUAAUGGCACGUAGUAGAAAAAGAAUUAAAACACUUUUUACAAGUUUAGGUACUGUCUAAUGAUAUAAAAAUGUUAUAUGUUAUAUAUGCUCUAAUAUUACAAAUACACAGUAGACAAAGUUAUAUUAAUUCUAUAUAAAUGCAAUAAAAUUGAAUAUUAUCAGUAA